CCAGCGCUGUGGAGGAAGUGCGCUGCAGCUGAGAAGCAGCUGACCGGUAGAACAGAGAGCUGAGAACUUGUCACAUCAGCCCGGGCUGUGUAUCAGGAGAGUGGGUGAUAGGGCAGCCCAGCCCAGUCCAGCGGCAAAUCCCAGGCUAACUGCUGGACGUCAGACGCUGGCGGCUGUAAUAGCUGUGAGCUCGGCGCGUUUGCCUUGUUAGAGCAGGAGCGAGGAGCCGGCACCAUGUACACACCGGUGCCUGCCUAACCUCACCGCUUCACGUUACCAAUCCGUGCUCUGAUUUUUGUUUUAUUGAACUGUAUGCGCUCAUUUUUGUUUACUACGGGCGGACCUCGAAAUUAACCUCAAAUAGUUGCGAGCACAUUACACAUGUCCCAAUGACUCUGGACGCUAUCCUGGGUGAGGGCAAGGCGGAGGCCGGGAGCUGGUGCUCCUGCUAUGGCGUGAAGAUGACUCCUUACUUCUCUGAGAACGCGGUCAUUUCACAGAAUGAAAUCAACCUGCUUAUAAGCGAGAGCUUCUUGACUGUAAAAGGUGCGGCGGUAUUCCUGCCUCGAGGAAAUGGCUCGACUGCAUCUCGCAUCAAUCAUCGGCGCAAUAAACAUGCAGGUGAUCUCCAACAGCACCUGCAGGCAAUGUUCACACUUCUUAGACCUGAAGACAACAUUCGACUGGCUGUCCGGUUGGAAAGUGUGUACAUGGACCUGACUAGAUACAUGGUCGUGGUUUCUACAAACGGCAGACAAGACACGGACGAGAGUAUUGUUUUAGGGAUGGACUUUUAUAAAGAUGGCAGCAGUUGCACCAUGGGGCUGGUUCUUCCACUAUGGAGUGACACACUGAUCCACUUGGAUGGGGAUGGUGGGUUCAGUGUGUCAACGGUGAACAGAAUUCACAUCUUCAAACCAGUGUCCGUCCAAGCAAUGUGGUCUGCUUUACAGAGUUUGCACAAAGCCUGUGAGGUUGCCAGGACCCACAACUACUACCCCGGGAGCCUGUACCUGACAUGGAUCAGUUACUACGAGAAUCGCAUCAAUUCCAACCAGACUUUCAUUAACGAGUGGAAUGCCAUGCAGGACCUGCAGUCUCAUCGCCCCGAUUCACCCGUGCUCUUUACUGACAUACCAACAGAGCGGGAACUGACUGAGAGGCAGAUCAAGUCUAAACUGCGGGAAAUUAUGAUGCAAAGGGAUUUGGAAAAUGUUACAUCAAAAGAAAUUCGCACGGAACUGGAGAUGCAGAUGGUCUGUGACUUGAGAGAAUUUAAGGAGUACAUUGAUAAUGAGAUGGUUGUAAUCUUGAGGCAGAUGGACAACCCAACGGAGAUAUUUGAACAUGUCUACCUGGGCUCGGAAUGGAACGCAUCCAAUUUAGAAGACUUGCAGACCAGAGGGAUCCGGUACAUCUUAAACAUUACCCGUGAAAUUGAUAACUUUUUCCCGGGCAUGUUUGAAUACCACAAUAUAAGGGUGUAUGAUGAGGAGGCGACAGAUCUGCUUGCGUAUUGGAAUGAUACGUACAAGUUCAUCACCAGAGCAAGAAAUAAUGGAUCUAAGUGUCUAGUUCACUGCAAGAUGGGCAUCAGUAGGUCUGCAUCCACAGUGAUCGCUUAUGCAAUGAAAGAGUACGGCUGGAACUUGGACGAAGCUUACACUUAUGUGAAGGAGAAGCGAGCAGUUACUAAACCCAAUAGUGGCUUCAUGAGACAACUGGAAGAGUACCAGGGCAUCCUGCUGGCUAGCAAACAGAGGCACAAUAAGCUUUGGCGCUCCCAUUCUGACAGCGACCUCUCUGACCACCGCAUCAAUAAAUCCACCGUCAACUUGAACAGGAGGGACAGCACUUCAACUACAGAGAUGUCAACUGACCCACUUGCAGAACAUUUAUAUGACCACCAAUUUCUGAAUGCCCCUAGUGUAGUCUCACCCAGAGUUAAUGAGGAAAUGAGAGAAUUCAAUUUCCGUAUUAAUGCAAAACAUGAAAAGCCUACAGACUGUAACGCAGAUCCCCUGCAGAACCGAGUGUCUUCCGCACCCAUGCCAAUGGCGGCUGCUUCUAGCAGUACCACUAAUGAUGUCAGUUGCACAUCUGAUAUAAUUCCUCUUCAAAACUGUCACUCUGACAAGCCAGCUUCACCGCAACAGGAACUAACGUCUUCAACUGAGCAGCCCGUGAUAUUGGCCGCCUUGGGUAGUGAAUUAAAAGGAGAAGAUAGUUUAAGCUCCAACUGCAUUUCAUCGCCAUUACCUGAAGCUGCUGCCCCAGUGCAAGAUCACACAGCUUCCCCAGAGUUCCCCCUUCCCGACUCCGCACCCAGCGGGGAUGCAGCAAUCUGUAGCGGCAACGCCGAUCGAAUUGACUUCUUCAGUGCCAGAGAAAAAUUCAUUGAGCUUUCACAGGAGAGUGGGGUGCGAGUCCAGUCGCACGUGAAAACUGACGAACCCGGAGGAUGCAAGCCAUGUGCCGUGAGAGCGGCUGCCCCAGACACCCUGCACAAAGAGCAGCACCUUGAGAAUGGUCUGGGCCCAGUGUCCAUGGACAGCCUUCCCCACGCACGACACAGCGAUGGGAAACCUACUGAGGAAAAUCUGGCAUCCUUAUCUUUCAGCAAGAAGUCUUCCUUAACCAGGUCCCAGUCUUUAAAUGUCAUUUCUGUGAAAGAAAUAGUGACGGGGAUAGAGUCCAACCAGAAUACUGGUGUGUUGCAGACAAAGGCAGAGAAUGUAACCAGUGUCCAGAGCCAAAUGCCAAAGAGGAAUACCGUUCAUGAACUAUCUGCAGAUUUCCGCUGGCCUUCUGAAAACGGCAUUGCUGCAAACGAAAUUGGUGCAAGCAAGUCUUUAGUUGAUGAUGGUGAGGUCAAGCAAAAUGGCUGUCUUUGGGUAAACGUACCUCUCAAGAGCUGUGAUGAUUGCCAGGGGGCGGCUUUGGAGAAGUCUGGGCAGGAUGAGCUCUUGGGCCGCCAGCAGGUUGCUAAAUGGUGCCCUGGGUCAGUGAGACGUGCGACCAUGGAGUUUGAGGAGCGACUGAAGCAAGAGCACGAACAUCAGUCGUGUGCGGCCACAGCGUUGCCCACGCGCAAACCUUCUCGUGCCGACGGGGACGCGGCUGGUGACGCUGCGGUGACAAGCAAGAGCGGCGAGGUCUCUCCUGAAGACUGCUUGUUGCCGGAUGGAGAACAAGGAAGUAUCACUAAAGACCAACAUUUGCCACUCGGAUGCAAUGAGCUCCUGAAUCCAGAACCAGCCCCGGAGAUGCUGUCGAAUGUGACCAGGCUCCCACUGCAACCCAAAGUAGACCAAUUGCAAACUGCGCCUGGCUCUGUGAGUGCUGUGGAACACAGGGUGGUCCAUGCUAUUGAAACUUUAGAGGGUUUUGAUUCAUACACCCAGCUUCCGAAGAAAAUUGAGAUCAUUGAGUAUACCCAUAUAUUUAAAUCAGCAACUCCGCAAGUAGGCAUGGAUGAUAAGAGAGAUGAAAAGAUGAAGCGUGAAUCUCCAGCAACAGAAAGUGACCUUGCCAUACUUUCUAUCACUGAAGAUGAAUCUCCAGCCAAGGAAAAUGAAGAUACCAGCAAGUCUCCCGACGAUCUACAGAUGGUAGAGGUUCCUUCCACCGAUGCUCAGCCACUGCCGCAUCUUUGGCCAUUAUUGGAUCCUGCAGGUUUAGCCCCACAAGACAGUGCAGAAACUGAAGCCAUGACCUUGCCGAUUGCUAGUCCUUUGGGUGAGAUAACCAACGUCCCAUCAGAAUGUGAGGUUGCUGCAUUUGACCAUCACAGUGCCCACUUGCCAGUAGAUGGAUGCCCAACCCCAGUCCUCCACCUGGGAGGUGUCACCAUGUCAAGUACGGAUACCGACGCAGAAAUCCCUGAUGAGGAAACUUGCCAUUUGGAGCUUCAAGAUGUCAGCCAAGGAAUGGCACGUUUACAAAGCACAGAUGUCGGCUGCACAGUACUCACCCCUGACGAUUUAGAACGGAGCUUCAGCAGGUUUGACGAGAGUGUCCGAGAGCUGCAGAAGAUGCUAAGUUUCUCGUACCUUGAUCACAAUCUUCCGCACCGCUCCAGCAAUUACACUCUAAACCACCUGAAUGGUCCCCUGGCGUGUGGGAGCCAGCAGGCGGAGGAGAUUGGAGCAAAGAUAAGACGAGCUGGUCUCACGACACCGUCUCAGAUGAAGCGGUCAGCAUCGAUCGCCAAGCUGGGUUGCCUCGAACUCUCCACGGAUGAGUUAUGCAAGACCAUGGAUUCGACCACGGCACUCCAAGCACUUUGUGAUUGCGGGCAAGACCCAGCAUGGACUGUGGGAAGGACAGGGGAGUUGAGAACGGGGUGCGCUGGGGAAGAGGAGCCCAACAAAAAGAAAUGUGUUUCCCUCUCCGUCCUCCACGACGUGGGGCAGACGGAGCAAGGUGAAAGAUCUGAGAGCAAAGCUGCGGAGAAUCCUCCAAUACAACAUGCCAAAGACAGCGAGCCUGCCCCUCAUGGUUUAGUGAGGGCAAGGCCCAACCUUUCCCAGCUAGAGCCUUCUGACACAGACGCACCUUGUCUCACAUCAUUGACACCUUCAAAGCCUCAUCACAACCAUCACAGAAAUCAUCCGUUAAAGCAAAUCAAAUCAGCCGGUGGGAGGAAGUGGACUGCAAGUCCUCUGUAUAACACCAUGUAACUCUUGUCGGUUUCUGGACAAGAGGCAGAUGGGUUUAUUCAGAAGGAACAUGCACUUUACAAUUUGUUUUCUAUAUGUGAAAUGCGUGUUUUAUUUUGUGACGACUGCAUGUGAACUUUGGGCUUUCUGUAGUUGGUUUUGAUUUGAAAUUGUCCUGUUUAAUCCCAUUUUUAAAGAGCACACCAACCAACACAGAUCAAGUUUGCGAUUUACAAACCCCCUCUAAAUCGAAAUCAGGGAAACGCUGCUCUUUGUGAUACAUUUCAUAUUGUACAAACUUAACGUCACUUUUGUAACUUUUGCAUUGCUUACCGUUCAUAAUGUGUUUGGACUGAAUUCCCUGAUGCCCGUCAGAAGGAAAACAUGAGUGCAGCUGAUCCUUCGGCCCAUGCCAUUCUCUCGCUUGUCGUGCAGGGAACGAUGGAAGGCAACAGCGCACGCACGCCACAUACACACACGCACACACAUGCACGUACGCCACACACACAUGCACGCACGCCACACACACACGCACGCCACACACGCACGCCACACACACACG
Molecule: messenger RNA, 5223 nt
Organism: Amblyraja radiata (thorny skate)
Lineage: Eukaryota; Metazoa; Chordata; Chondrichthyes; Rajiformes; Rajidae
Product: protein phosphatase Slingshot homolog 2
Exons: 14
Coding region: 390-4682 (1430 amino acids)
Biological process (GO): protein dephosphorylation; negative regulation of actin filament polymerization
Molecular function (GO): actin binding; phosphatase activity
Source: RefSeq, a predicted model, not a curated record